Messenger RNA from Alternaria arbusti, 750 nucleotides. RefSeq lists its product as uncharacterized. The coding region runs from base 1 to 750 and encodes 249 amino acids. The transcript has 3 exons. The record is from RefSeq and is a predicted model, not a curated record. Lineage: Eukaryota; Fungi; Ascomycota; Dothideomycetes; Pleosporales; Pleosporaceae.
AUGAGCGGAGACAGCGACGAUUCGCAGUACCCAUGGGCAUCCUACCCACUCGAUGGUCAUGAUGAUCUUGGCUUGCUCCACCUCGCAUCAGUCUUCCGACCGCUCGAUGAAGUCUUUUUCGCAGUGUGGAACGGUGCUGCGCAAAACUGCAGUAAAGAGUGGUUAAUCCAGCUCGAGAACGAUGUUCGCACCGCGCUGCCCACUGAUCUCGAACUUUCGAACGAAGAGAUUGCAAAUGUUCGCAUAUCGCAAUUCUGGCUACAGAUCAAACUGUGGGAGCUGUUUCCCCGCUUCGGGUUUCUCUCUACAGAGUCUGUCUACGAUUGCUUGACAUUCAGAUACCCCAUUCUGGUUGGCAAAGACUUGACCAUUCUCUCAAUGAAGCUACCCGUUCAGAGUCUGCAGAUACAUGGCGUGGGCAUGACGGAAAAGGUAUUCGACAUAGCCUGCGCUUUAGCGGACGUUCUUCAUUUCGUGCCUCGGUCUGCAUCACAUGCCGAGCUCAGCCCCUCAGAUUACUUGACCCAGUUGAUGCUGUUGAUAGCAAAGCUACCAGGCGGCUCUUCUAAGUUCAUACCUUUGCUGCUAGCCAAAGUCAAUGAACUACUUCCCGAUCUGCUGGAGCACGUAUGCGAAGCGAUCCAAAUGCCCGUCCCCACUAAUCGCAACCCCAUGAGCCCGGAUACACGAUUUGUAUAUGAAGAGGAGGUUGGUAGAGGCCUUCACGCAGACUUGAGGAGAACAUUGUAG